Ambispora leptoticha is the source of this 654-nucleotide messenger RNA. NCBI's taxonomy places the organism in Eukaryota, Fungi, Glomeromycota, Glomeromycetes, Archaeosporales, Ambisporaceae. The record is from the annotation of a GenBank genome assembly.
CUGGACAAAAUUACCAAAUUCUAUACCAACCUUACUAAACACAAAGCGGGGUUCGCUAGUACUAUUCCAAGCUCAACACUAUUCUACAACCGAAUCUAUAGUCUAAAAAUAAUGCAAAAUACACAACAACUACAACUUAUCAACAAUUUCUCUAAAAUUCUUAAUCAUCCAUCCUUUGGCACAUUCGCAUUAAAAAUAAGGCUACAACAACUACAAAAUUCUGCUACUACAAACCACUCGAUCCUUAUGCACCAACCCAUUCUUCCAUCACCAGAAAAUAAAACAACUACCGUACAAAUAAUACUGAAACUUCACAAGGUCCAACUUAUUUUACACAAUGAUAGUAACAUCUGGCCAAUACCAAUGAACCAAAUAGGAACCUCUAUUAACAGUAUACUAUACUCAAACCUGAAAGCCUCAGUCAUAAAAGGAAAACUAAAUACACAUCAUAUCUACUUUAUCGAACAAUUAACUAAUUCUUCUCAUACACAGCUCUUAACUUGGCAGGAAUCACAUCACAAUACACAAAAAAUACCCAGAGGCAGACAACCUAAAUGGUACAACACCCUCCUAAAUGAUAUCGCUGCAGCAGAAAAUAUUCAUAAUCAGCUUAUCCAACCCAACUCCUUCACUAUACCACCUAUAAAUAACUAA